Messenger RNA from Phragmites australis (common reed), 2592 nucleotides. RefSeq lists its product as uncharacterized. The coding region runs from base 603 to 2195 and encodes 530 amino acids. Gene Ontology annotation, biological process: regulation of gene expression. The record is from RefSeq and is a predicted model, not a curated record. Gene Ontology annotation, molecular function: RNA nuclease activity. The transcript is spliced from 4 exons. Gene Ontology annotation, cellular component: peroxisome. NCBI's taxonomy places the organism in Eukaryota, Viridiplantae, Streptophyta, Magnoliopsida, Poales, Poaceae.
GCUGCGCGCACCGUUGCUUCCCUUGGCUCCUGCUCUCAUCCACGGACCACGGGCACGCGCCAAUCUCCUCCACUCCACCCUACUCUUCCCCGUCCCAGUUCCCACAGCCAUUCCCUCGAGAAACCGACCUCCUCCCGCCGGCGACCGACGUUGAUCCACCGAUCGGCCGGCCCAAAGAUCCUCCCGCCGCACCCCAAAUAGGCAGAUACAUACGCUCCUGCCUCCGCCGCCGCAGCAGUAAAUCCUCUCCGUUUGGCCGCCGACCUCGAUCUCUCCGGGACCUGGAACCCCGCCGGCGGGAGCUCCCCAGGCGUGUCCUUCUCUUCCUGCUGCACGGUACUUGAGAUCCGUCCGUCCAGAUUAGUGUUCCUUUUCUUGAGCAAGAAAGGUUUAUCCAUACUAUGCCUACUGCCUAGUGAUGAAGUGAUAUCAUGUGCAAAUGGUGGGAGUGAGAAAACUGGAUGCAUCAGAAGAUGUAUUAGAGAUGUCGAUGCUGCCAGGAACAGCUAGGAGAAUCAUGACGAUAACAGCUGAGACAUGCUGUUGAUUACUUCUGCAUGAUGUACCUGGAUACAUAAUCCUUAUACAGGAAAGGUAGCAUAAUGUCUUUUGAAGAUAAAGCAAUCGCUAGUCGUGUCGCUUCACCCUCACCAAAAGCUAUGGUGUCAGAACCAGAUACAAGCAGGAUGAUGAAUCUUGGUUCAAAUAUGGAGCAUUCUCAAACAAAUGGCCAGGCAAAUGCUGUUCUUGGUCCGGUGGCUAUAUUCUGGGACAUUGAGAACUGCCCUGUUCCAAGUGAUGUACGGCCAGAAGACGUUGCUGGAAAUGUCCGAAUGGCUUUACGCCAGCAUCCUGUUGUUAAGGGUGCUGUGACAUUGCUCUCUGCUUAUGGGGAUUUCAAUGCCUUCCCAAGGAGACUCAGAGAGGGUUGUCAGAGAACUGGAGUCAAACUUGUUGAUGUUCCUAAUGGACGGAAAGAUGCUGCUGAUAAGGCUAUAUUGGUUGAUAUGUUCCUCUUUGCACUUGACAAUCGCCCACCAUCAUCCAUUAUGCUUAUAUCCGGUGAUGUGGACUUUGCUCCUGCAUUGCAUAUACUUGGUCAACGCAGAUACACUAUUGUCCUUGUCAUUCCGUCUUCGGUUACCGUCUCAUCGGCCUUGAGCAGUGCUGGAAGUUUCGUGUGGGACUGGCCCAGUCUUGCCCGUGGCGAAGGUAUAGUGGCUCCUAGGUCUUUAGGGCGUCGUGUUGCUGAUCCUUCAUGCUAUGUCAACAGUCGGAAUGUGGGGCAGUUCCCUGACACACACAAUGAAGAGGAGGCCAUUGUGUAUACAGGAACUUCGAGGAAUGAAUAUGGUGGCAGAUCUACGGUCAACCAGAUGUAUUGCUACAACUCUUUCCAGCCUACUAAGGAACCAAGCAAAGCUUUUUAUAUAGUUGCAGAUGGGAGUUGUGGCACGUCAUCAAGGACUCAUAAUUUAUCAUGUGGUUUGAAUGAAAGUCCUGAGACUGACCAAGGUUUGACUGAUGAACAGUCAUGGUGGGUCCGUCCUGGUGAUCUUCAAGGCUUGAAGGGUCAACUAAUACGUCUGUUUGAGUUAUCUGGUGGAUGUGUCCCACUUGUUCGUAUUCCUUCAGAGUAUCUAAAGCUCUUCGGAAGGCACCUCUAUGUAUCAGAAUAUGGAGCUGUUAAACUAGUUCAUCUUUUCGAAAAGCUGGCUGACACUUUUGUUGUCAUAGGGAAGGGUCAGAGAAAGAUGAUUUGCCUUCGUAAUUCUGGUGAUAAAAACCUGAAUAAUUUUCCGAGUACACCAAUCAUUUUGAAGAAGGAAAAGAGAGGAAGUUCUGCUCUCGAGGAAAGUGCUAUAGGAACAUGUCAGCAGUUGGGCAGCUCAUCAGAUGAUUUGUCAGAGGAUGAACUGAAUAACCCAGACAUAGAUGGAGCAUAUGUGUUCGAUGACCAUCUAGACAGUGUCAGAAGGGAGAUUCAGGAGCUUCUUGUUUGCUACUCCUGCCCUGUUCUGCUUAGUAAUUUCGAGAGUUUAUACGAGCAACGGUACAAGAAGACUAUUGACUAUGAGAGCUUUGGAGUUGCUGGUCUGGAGGAACUAGUUGAGAAGGUGAAAGAUGUUGUGGAUUUGCAUGAGGAUCAAGCUAGCAAAAGGAAGUUCCUUAUAGCACACUACAUCAAUGAUUAGGAUCUCUGUUGUCUUAAUGUCAUAGUUCAUCUACUUUAGUACUUCUGGUUGUGUUUCCUCAGCGUGUGGGCCGACAUCUACUUUUUUUUUUUAUCAUGUCGGUGUGAUAAAUGUGGGCGGCAUAGCAAAUAUAUGUGAUAGUUUCCCAUUUUGCAAAUCUAAGCAAAUGGAGGGUUGUUUCAUCUGCACAAAAGGUUGCUUAUGAAACAACUGUAACUACUUGUUAGUUACUUGGCAAAUACAUGAAAAUAGUGUUUGGUUCAUGUGAUUGUAAGUGACUUGAUUACAGAGGAUAACACAUCCUGCUGUAUGCUGUUUGUUUUGGCCCUCUUGUAAUUGGAUCACCCUAUUGUAAUCAGAUAUGGUUCAUGCCUUUACAAAGCUGAUACCGCUUUCA